Messenger RNA from Neopsephotus bourkii (Bourke's parrot), 2248 nucleotides. RefSeq names its product keratin, type II cytoskeletal 1-like. The transcript is spliced from 7 exons. Gene Ontology annotation, biological process: keratinization; intermediate filament organization. Gene Ontology annotation, cellular component: keratin filament. The record is from RefSeq and is a predicted model, not a curated record. NCBI's taxonomy places the organism in Eukaryota, Metazoa, Chordata, Aves, Psittaciformes, Psittacidae. Gene Ontology annotation, molecular function: structural constituent of skin epidermis. The coding region runs from base 587 to 2053 and encodes 488 amino acids.
GCAGGACCAAUACUUACUCCUGGGUGGAAAUACUGGGAAUGAGAGAAAAGUGGCAAUGGGAAGCUAAGGGAUCUUCCCUCCUGGUAGGAGGUUCUGGUGACACGGUGAAGCAAGGUCAGCCACCCCCACGUCAAUGUGAGGACAGUAUCAAGGCCUGGUUCUCGUGAAAUGAGAGGCCAAAAGAGGUGGGGAGGUGCGAAGGAGAACAAGGCACGGUGAUGUGCAUGGAUAACUGUGCGAGCUGUAAUUAAUAUGGAGGGCAGGCGAAGGAGAUAAGGAAAUCUCAUCCCAGCAAAGCUCAUGAGUCAAGCAGGAUUUGGGGAAUUUCACAACAUCUCCGUUGGUGUGUGUGGUGUUUACUCUGACCUCUCCUCAGGCAGCCUUAAUUGCUGCCUGAUGAACCAAACCCAACAGCAUUAACAGACCUGCUAAUUACCACGGAAUGGAGAGGAACUCCUCCACAACAUAUAAAGGAGAACUUCCAUCACCCCCGGCAGAGGAGCUGAGGAUCCUUCGCUCUCGUUUCUCCUCCUGCUUUGCCACCUUCCCCGCUGCUCUCUCGUCCUAACACUCUGCAGGCAGCACGAUGAGCUGGCGCUUCUCCCAGUUUGGGGAUGGCAAUUUCAGUUCUUCUUCUGCUCACUGUGGCACGCUUGGUGCUGGGAGAAGCUCAGGUACCGUGAGCCAUUGUGAAGACAAUAGAGGACAAGGAAGAUACCGUGGUUACGGGUAUGGUUACAGCAGCAGGAGUCUCCACAACCUUGGUGGCUUUAGGAAUGUUUUUACCAGCGGAGGCUACGGAGGAGAAGGAAGAGGAGAUGGGAUGUGCCUGGGGUUUGGUGGUAGGGGACAUCUGGAUAGGGGCUUUGGUAGAACAAGGUAUUUUGUGAGAGCUUCUCAAGGGGGUGAAGCACAGCUUGGCAGCACAUAUGGAAGAGUUGCAGGCAGGGAGGUGCUUGGUGGAAGCACCUUUGGUGAAGGAGGGGCUGGACAGGGCUUGGGGCAGGCUGGUGUUACCAGAGGCAUUGAGGAGGUCCAUGUCAACACCAACCUGCUGAGGCCAAUAGAAGUACAAGUGGACCCUGAGUUCCAGAGAGUGAGAUUGGAUGAGAAAGAGCAGAUUAAGGAUCUCAACAACAAAUUUGCAUCAUUCAUCGAUAAGGUCCAGUGUCUCGAGCGACAGAACCAGGCUCUGAUCGCCAAAUGGGAACUGCUGCAGCAGCAAAGUGUCCGACCAGAAGAGAGCAGAAACAUCACCUCCUUCUUCCAGUCUUACAUUAGCAACCUGCAGAGGCAGCUGGAAACGCUCCAGAGCCAGCGGGAGCAGCUGGAUCCGGAAGCUUACAAUAUGCUUCAGCUUGUGGAGGAUUAUAAAAAGAGAUUUGAAGAUGAGAUCAACAAGCGUGCGUCCAAAGAAGAGGAGUUCGUGGAGCUUAAAAAGGAACUGGACAGUGCUUACAUGGGAAAAAUGGAAUUUGACAUUCGGGUGGAAAUCCUGAAGCAGGAGCUUGAGUUCCUCAGAUGCUUGCAUGAAGCUGAGCUGUCCCAGCUGCAAACAGUAGUUGGCAACACCAAUGUCGUUCUGUCCAUGGACAACAGUAGAGAACUGAACAUGGACGGCAUCAUUGAAGAAGUCAGGCAGGAGUAUGAGACAAUUGCUCAGAGGAGCAAAGCUGAAGUAGAUGCCAUGUACCGGGGCAGGUACCAGGACCUGCAGAACAUGUGGGUAAAUCAACGUGAGCAGCUGAGCAGCAGUUAUAAGGAAAUCCAGGAACUCAUCAGGCAGAUCCAAAGGCUUCAACCAGAAAUAGAAAUUGCAAGGAAAAGGAGCACCAGCCUCCAAGAGAGCAUCAAAGAUGCUGAGAUGCGCGGGAGCAGUGCUGUCAGGGAUGGCCAGGAGAAGCUCCAGGAGCUGGAAAACGCCCUGCAGCAGGCCAACAACGACCUCGCUCAUCUUCUUCAUGAUUAUCAGGAGCUGCUGAACGCAAAGUUGGCCUUGGAUAUUGAAAUCGCCAUGUACCGAUCACUCCUUGAGGAGGAGGAGACCAGGUAGGUAGGAGCUAUCCAUCCUGGAGAGAAGCACCAACACCAAGCAGAGAGUCCCAUUCUUUGACCUAUCACUUGGAUCUCCAGAAUUAAUUGCUCUAUCGUUCACUGGCUCAUUGAUAGAGCCUACCCUGACUUGGUCUUUUAUUGAGUGCAUUGUCUCAAUGUCACUUUUCCUUCACAGGAUACAGGAAGGGUCUCC